Plasmodium vivax (malaria parasite P. vivax) is the source of this 1098-nucleotide messenger RNA. RefSeq names its product mitogen-activated protein kinase organizer 1, putative. Gene Ontology annotation, cellular component: catalytic step 2 spliceosome. NCBI's taxonomy places the organism in Eukaryota, Apicomplexa, Aconoidasida, Haemosporida, Plasmodiidae. Gene Ontology annotation, biological process: mRNA splicing, via spliceosome. Gene Ontology annotation, molecular function: protein binding. Bases 1 to 1098 code for a protein of 365 amino acids. The transcript is spliced from 7 exons. The record is from RefSeq and is a predicted model, not a curated record.
AUGGACAUUGAUCUCACAGUAAAGACGGUUGGAAAGCUGUCGGGCCACAGAGCGUGCGUGACGAAGAUUAUAUUUAGCAACGAUGAGAACCACAUCGUCAGCUCCAGUUUGGACAACACCGUUUGUCUCUGGAAUGUGAACAAGCAGCUGCACAUAAACACCUACAAAGAUGUUCACAAAAAGGGAAUAAACGAUAUCGCCCUGUUCAGGGACAAUACGAAAUUUUUCUCAGCAGGAAAUGACGCCCACGUUUACCUUUGGGACACCCUCUCGAACAAGGUUUUAAAUAGGCUCCACGUGAAUGACAAGGUUAACGCAAUCAGGCUGAGCCUGAACGAGAAGCUGCUCUUCUGCAGCCGAGGCAACUCGGUCAAUGCGUACGACUUUAGGGAGAGGGACUACAAGAAGAAGAACACCCCGUUGCAGGCCUUCAGUGACGCGAGGGACUCCAUCUCAGACAUCUUUCUGGACGAACACGAAAUCUACACGGGCAGCAUCGACAACUGGGUGCGGGUCUACGACCUGCGGAUGGGGAAGCUGCUCAGCUACGACAUGAAGUCCUCCGUCCUCAGCAUCGACGUGACGAGCGACCGGAACUACUUCUGCGUGAACGGCGUUGACAACAGCGUCAGGUUGGUGGAGAAGAACAGCGGAAGCCUCCUCGGGCUGUACAGAGGCGACUCGAACAACUCCCACCGCAGGAACAUCAAACUGGACAGCCGAAACAAGUUCAUCCUCUCCUGCACGCACCACAACGAUCUGCACAUCUACGACAUUGUUAAGAGCAACCUCAUUAACAACUGCACAUUCUACAGAAACGUUCUGUAUGAGCAAAAUCUUGACAUCUACAAACAAACCUUCUGCAAGGUACCCAUAGGGAGACCUACCUACUACGUAACCGUCAACAAGCACAUGGUGAAGGAGAGCUUCUACGUGGAGAAGGAGAAGUAUAACGCCGUGCUGGAAAAGUACAAACGGUAUGGGAAGAAGACACACGGUCCUUCUUCCUUCGACCGGGACUUCCAAAACGUAGACAAUAAGGUGGUUUGCGGGGAUGUGGACGGCACCAUCCACGUGAUGCAGCUGUACUACGGCUGA